Messenger RNA from Labrus bergylta (ballan wrasse), 2632 nucleotides. It is a transcript of the gene scg3, whose product is annotated as secretogranin III. Gene Ontology annotation, biological process: protein localization to secretory granule. Gene Ontology annotation, cellular component: secretory granule membrane. The record is from RefSeq and is a predicted model, not a curated record. Lineage: Eukaryota; Metazoa; Chordata; Actinopteri; Labriformes; Labridae.
GUUGUGGGCUCUAUUACUGCCUUGGCAGGUGAUGCUGUAUCUCACACGGGGCUUGAAGAGCCUCCCUACUUAUCUGGUUAUAAUUAUACCGUGCUGACCUGGUUUCAGCACCGCGGCUCGCUAACAGCUCCAGAGCCCCGGCGGAGAAUCGUUCAGCCCCCCCACCUCCUCCCCGCCCGGUGCGUCUCACACAGCGGGUAACCAGGGCGCAGCCUCCGCGAACAGUUUCAGCACCAGCGGCGCGGAGCUGUCCACGCAUUCAGCACUUUGCUUCUCCUGCUGGAGGUUGAAACAAACACCACAAAGAAGCAAAGGGUAGCGUUAAGGCUCGCUUCCCCCCUGGACAAACCGAGACGCCGUAUUUCAGGAUGGCGUCCAAAUACGCUGGCCUCUUCGUCCUUUUCCAGCUUCUAGCCCUGAGUGUAGUGAGCCAGAUAUCUGCCUUCCCCACACCUACAGCAGCCUCUACGGAUGAUAAACCCGUCUACAAUAGACAGUUGACAGAAGAAAGACCAGUACAAGAGCAGAUUGCUGAGGCGGAUAGCGUAAAGGCUGCAGUACAGUCAGCUGAGAGCAGGCGUCCCUCUUCCACCAAGGACUCCGAGUCCCAGCAGGACCUUGAUGAUUUAACCGUGCUGAAGUCACUAGCUGAUGAGCAGAAAUCAAAAGAGUCCACUGAGGUGCCAAUCAAGAAGGACAUGCAGUAUGUUCCAGAUGAAUCUGACUCGACCAAGAGCCGACGUCUGGCUGAGGACUACGACUCCACCAAAAACGGGAUGGACUAUGGCAAGUACCAGGAUGACCCAGAAAGCUUCCGUCAAGUGGACGGCACUCCGCUGACAGCAGAGGACAUUGUCCAGAAGAUCGCAAACAAAAUCUAUGAGGAAGACGACAGAGGGGUGUUUGACAGAAUCGUCUCCAAACUACUCAAACUGGGGCUGAUCACAGACAGUCAGGCAGAAACUCUUGAGUACCAGGUGGCCGAGGCUCUGCAGGAUCUCAUCACCAAAAAUGCCAAGAACAAUGAGAUUGAGGACAUUGAGAGCAAUGACCAAGAAACCAGAGGGGAGCAGGAUGACAAGGGUUCAGACACAAACUUGGACACAUGGGAGCCACCCAGGCGCCGCUACAACGACGAGGAGGAAGAGGAGGAGAAUGAUGAUGUGGUUGAGGACGAGGUGGACAGAGACGCAGAGGAAGAGGAGGGUGACACGGGAGACAACACGUGGGACAAAGAUACUGAGGAGGGCAACGAGGUGAGACCUGAAGAUGGGCUCCAGGACCUGCAGUACUUCCCCAAUUUCUACCGUCUGCUCAGGAGCCUUGACUCAGAACAAGACACUCAGGAGAGAGAGACAUUGAUCACCAUCAUGAAGACGCUGAUUGACUUUGUGAAGAUGAUGGUCAAGUAUGGCACCAUAACGCCUGAGGAGGGCGUGUCUUAUCUAGAGAACCUGGAUGCGAUGAUAGCCAUGCAGACCAAGAACAAGCUCGGCAAGUCCCUCGGACCUCCUGACGUCCCUGGACCCAACGGAAAAAUCUUGGAUGAGGACGACAACACCAAGGCCGAGGCUGCCAAGAUGCAGAAGGAGUACGAGAACCUCAAAGACUCUACCAAGGAGGAGCAGCCAUCAACUGAGACCAAUCAACCUGGCAAGUCGGAGACAUAUCUGGAGGCCAUCAGGAAGAACAUUGAGUGGCUGAAGAAACACGACAAAGAAGAAGGCAAAGAUGAUUAUGAUCUGUCCAAGCUGAAGGACUUCAUGGACCAGCAGGUCGACUCGUACAUCGAGAAGGGCAUCAUCGCUAAGGACGAGGGCGACACCAUUAAGAGGAUCUACAGCAGUCUGUAAUGCCAUUGUCUCCCCUGAAUACAGGACUGAAUCUGAUUUUAAGAACUCCAAACCAAACCCUGAUUACUCAACAGUUAUUUCCUAUGGCAUGGUGAAAGUAUAUACUGUGUAUUCAAAUCUACCUGCUAAGGGGAACUCAUCGACCCUCCCAGACAUUCCCAAAAUGUAUCAAGAGAAGAGAUUUAAUUAAACUCAAAACAAAACAAUAGAAUUAUUCUACAGCUACCUAACUGAUAGUAUAUGCACGCCAGGUUUGCAGUGUGAUAAUAAAUAAUACAUCCUUAUUAAGAGUAAAUCAAACUAUUUUAUUAACCAACUCAACACUUAAAUGCUACCAUUUACUCCAACCUGACUCCUGUGGGAAAUGAAUGUUAUGAGAGUAUGAUGCUGUAGCUUCAGUGUUUCCAAUUCAUUCUGUGCUACAAAAAAAACACAUAUAUCAAAAUGUACUCAUUCUGUGUAACCUCUCUUAGCCUAUUAUAUUUCUUUUUUUUCUCCUCCAGUAUAUAUGUAAGAUCUUUAUGUAUCUCUUGCUUUUUAUUUUACCAAAAAAAUAUAUUUGUCUUGUUCCAUGUCGUUGCCCUGCAAACUCCUGUAAUCAGUUCUGCUGUAAUUCUUCUGGGGGCCCGCUAGGGGGCAGUGUCUGUACCAUCCACUCUCUCUCUGCAUGUCUCUGUGAGUUCAUUUCCAUCUCUGUAGAGCCAGAAGAUAAGUAUUUUUAAAUGUAAAUAUUUGUGACUUUUUCCUAAAGUUAAAAAGCAAUUAAAACAUUGCCUUUU